Molecule: messenger RNA, 3893 nt
Organism: Piliocolobus tephrosceles (Ugandan red Colobus)
Lineage: Eukaryota; Metazoa; Chordata; Mammalia; Primates; Cercopithecidae
Product: AFG3-like protein 1
Biological process (GO): mitochondrial protein processing
Cellular component (GO): m-AAA complex; membrane
Molecular function (GO): zinc ion binding; ATP-dependent peptidase activity; ATP hydrolysis activity
Source: RefSeq, a predicted model, not a curated record
GACAGUUUUAUCUGUGGGCCUUUCCCCAGGCAUUUCUGCCUCCAAAAUGUCAGAAAAUCACAGCGGUCUCAAGUGCGAGAAGGCUGUGGUUCCUCUACGUCCCCCUGCAGAACUCGGUAAACAGCAAACGAGGCUGCGAAGAGGCUCAGGCUGAUGUCCUGGAGACGUGGACGGGUCGCCAUGGGCAGGCCCAGCCCCACCGCCCAGCCCUGCUGCUUCACCGUCCACUCCGAGGAGGCCGCGCGGGUCUCCCGGUGCCGCUCCAAGUCCGCGUGCUGGGGCCGUGCGGCCGCAGGCACAUACAAGCGGCCUGGGUUCUGGGGCUCCAGAGAAGGUUGCAACCAACCAAGCAGACAAACGGAACUCCGUGAGGGGGACGUCCCGGGGCGGUUUUCUAUUGCAGCGGAGGGCGGGCCGGGUGGCUGUUCGGUUUCGGGAGCUGCUUUCCAUGGAGGAUCCCAGAAAUAAGUAUGGAUGCAGAUGCCCGAUUUAAGAUAAGCCUAAAGGCGCUGGGUAUUCCCUUAGCGCCCAGCUGUCUGGGCAGGGCGAGGCUGCGCUCGCGAUCAAACCCUCGAACUGUCAGGCGACGGUGUGGACACGCAAAACGGCGCCCCAGCCAGUGCCGCGGCUCUGCUGCGCAUGCGCGAGGCCUCCCUGUGCGCGCGGGGCCGGAGGACUGCUCUCCCGUUGCGCAUGCGCGCGCUCGCCCGGCGGGGGCUCCGGGUCUGGGGAUGUGGUACGGGCCGCUGGCGGCGGCCGGCAGUAGAGCGGUGGCCGGGCCACUGGCCUUGCUGUGGCGAUGUGGUGGUCCAGGAGGCAGCAGGACGGCCAAGACCAGCGCGAGGGUCCUGGACGCGGCCCGGCAGGUGAGCGAGGAGGCGCUGUCCGCCGGUUCCGGGCGGCUGGUCUGCGCUGGACGCCGCGUGACGCCAUUCGCCUGCGCCGGCCGCGGGGGAGCGCGGGAGCGCGGCGGCCCUGACCUGGUCCCCACAGUGAGGCCGACAGCCCCUGGCCGGAGCUUCCCGCCGCCCGCUUCCUCCCGGGCGCCCCCUCCGUCUCCAAACUCCUCUUCUCCCCGCUGCCUCUUCCACCCACUUCUUGCGGAAUUCCCGCUCACCUCGGACAUCGGAACCGGGACCUCCAGCCUCCUUGCUCGGCUCUGUAGAGAGCCGGGCGUUGAGCGGUUUGCGCUUGAGUCCCACCUGCUCGCGAACCAAUUUUGUGGCCCCGCGUGCCGGCCCGUUUCCUCCUGGGCUCGGCGGCAUUCGGCUGUAUCCACCUCACUGUUACUCAAUGGACCAGAUACGAUAAGAGGCGUGAAAGGGUUUUGCAAACUGUUCUUCAUUCAGCGACCAGUCACUGUCGUAGCAGCUAAUACUGAGAGCGAAGGACUUUACGCGGAUUGUCUGUCUUACACCCGCCCUGGGGACUUCCCCUGGGAUGACAAGGAUUUCCGCAGUCUGGCCCUUUUGGGGGCAGGUGUUGCCGUGGGAUUUUUCUACCUCUAUUUUCGAGAUCCUGGAAGAGAAAUCACUUGGAAGCACUUUGUACAGUAUUACCUGGCCAGAGGUCUGGUGGACCGGCUGGAAGUCGUGAACAAACAGUUUGUGCGUGUUUUUCCUGCCCCUGGGACCUCUUCUGAGAAGUUCGUGUGGUUUAACAUUGGCAGUGUUGACACCUUUGAGCGGAACCUGGAGUCUGCUCAGUGGGAGCUGGGGAUCGAGCCCCUCAACCAGGCAGCAGUGGUCUACACCAAUGAGAGUGACGGCUCUUUAUUGCGAAGCCUGGUGCCCACCCUUCUCCUGGUUGGCAUUCUCCUCUAUGCUGCCAGGAGGGGCCCUAUGGGAACCAGGCGCAGUAGACGAGGAGGGGGCCUCUUCAGUGUUGGUGAGACAACAGCCAAGAUCUUAAAGAGCAACAUUGAUGUGAGAUUUGCGGAUGUAGCUGGGUGUGAAGAAGCCAAAUUGGAAAUUAUGGAAUUUGUGAAUUUCCUGAAGAAUCCCAAGCAGUAUCAGGACUUAGGAGCAAAAAUUCCAAAGGGAGCAGUGCUCACUGGUCCUCCUGGUACUGGCAAGACCCUUCUUGCCAAAGCAACUGCAGGGGAGGCCAGUGUGCCCUUCAUCGCUGUGAACGGGUCUGAGUUCCUGGAAAUGUUUGUUGGUGUUGGGCCAGCAAGGGUUCGUGACAUGUUUGCAAUGGCCCGAAAAAACGCUCCAUGUAUCUUAUUCAUUGAUGAGAUUGAUGCAAUUGGCAGGAAGCGAGGCCAAGGGCACUUUGGAGGGCAGAGUGAGCAGGAGAACACCCUGAACCAGAUUCUCGUGGAGAUGGACGGGUUCAACUCUGCCACCAACGUCUUGGUGUUGGCUGGCACCAACCGCCCUGACAUCCUGGACCCAGCCCUGAUGCGGCCUGGCCGGUUUGAUCGCCAGAUUUACAUUGGCCCCCCUGACAUCAAAGGUAGGUCCUCCAUCUUUAAGGUCCACCUGCACCCACUAAAGCUGGAUGAGAGCCUCAAUAAGGACACCCUGGCGAGGAAGCUGGCAGCGCUCACCCCAGGCUUCACUGGUGCUGAUAUUUCAAAUGUUUGCAAUGAAGCAGCCCUGAUUGCUGCCCGGCAUCUGAGUCCUUGUGUUCAGGAGAAACACUUUCAGCAGGCCAUCGAGAGGGUCAUCGGAGGUCUUGAGAAGAAGACCCAGGUCCUGCAGCCUAGUGAAAAGACAACUGUGGCCUACCACGAGGCCGGACACGUGGUGGUGGGCUGGUUCCUGGAGCACGUGGACCCCCUGCUGAAGGUGUCCAUCAUCCCCCGGGGCUCGGGGCUCGGCUAUGCACAGUACCUGCCCCGGGAGCAGCACCUCUACACCCGGGAGCAGCUCUUCGACCGCAUGUGCAUGAUGCUCGGGGGCCGGGUGGCCGAGCAGCUGUGCUUCGGGCAGAUCAGUACGGGGGCUCAGGACGACCUGAGGAAGGUCACCCAGAGUGCGUAUGCCCAGAUUGUGCAGUUUGGGAUGAGUGAGAAGCUGGGCCAGGUGUCCUUCGACUUUCCCCGACAAGGCGAGGCCCCAGUGGAGAAGCCGUACAGCGAGGCAACCGCCCAGCUCAUCGACGAGGAGGUCCGGUGCCUCAUCAGCGCCGCCUACAAGCGCACCCUGGACCUGCUGACACAGUGCCGGGAGCAUGUGGAGAAGGUGGGCCAGCGGCUCCUAGAGAAGGAAGUGCUGGAGAAGGCAGACAUGGUGGAGCUGCUGGGCCCUCGGCCCUUCGCAGAGAAGUCUACGUAUGAGGAGUUUGUAGAAGGCAUUGGCAGCCUGGAGGAGGACACGUCCCUACCCGAGGGGCUGAAGGGUUGGAACCAGGGACAGGAGGAGGAGGACAUGGACAGCCUGUGCAGGGGAGCUCUGCGUAGCCUGUGGUGGUGCCUGCACCUGCUGCUGGGUGGAAUUCAGGUGACUGCCACUUACUUGGGGCCUUUGCAAAGCAGCUGUGGAAUCUCACCCAAAACAAAUUAAAACGUGACAACUGUGAACGGGCGUUUUAGAUCAGGGUGCUCUGAGCCACAUGCAGGGAGUGGGAGUGGGCAGAGGGGGUACCCUGAGUCCCUGGGUCCUGCUGCUGGAGAACAGUCGGGUCCAGGGUUAGAUGGGAGAGGCCUCAGGGCUCUGGCCCCUGUGGUGCUGAGGCAGGCAUGAGUGUAGCUUCAAGAGGGACUUGCGUGGGGCACCUUCUGUGGAGGCGUGUUGAUGUGGUCAUAAAGUCACUCAGAGGAGCCUGGGUCCAGUACAGAAACCCUCAGGGUUUGGUAGAAUUCAGAAAAGGAGAGCAUCAGCCAGGUAUCAAGGGUGAGUCAGGUUUCUAAAGCAGCUGUUUGGAUUGGUGGAAGCUGAUCUGUUUUU